GCUGCUGAAUUAUCAAAUGUUUACAGCCCUCAACAGACGACUUUUCAAAUUGAAGCAACGAUUUAUAAAUAAACACCCAAUUUCCAUGCCUUCCACCUUUUUCCCCCGUCAAUGGCGACGAUUUACAGCUGCAAAGAAUGCUCAACUAACCUAAACCUAUUCACAAACCACCUCUUUCCUCCCGAUUUCUACUUCGAAUCUGGCAACAAAAACUCUCUCUCUUUCUCAUGGAUUGAUUCGGAAAAAUUCAAUUUUGAAAAAGAGGAUAAAUUAAAACCCUUCUUUGAAACCCUAAAUUACUGGGGGAUUCAUAGAAAUAGAACCAAAAUAAAGUGCAAAAAUUGUGGUAAACUUUUGGGUUAUGUUUAUGAUGAUGGACCUCCUGUGAUUGAUACUCCUGGUCAAUUUUAUUUUGGGCCUAGUCAAGCUAUUCCCAGAAAUCCCAGGUUUCGAUUCAAGUCUAAGGCUUUUCUCCUUGCUUCUGCUUCUGAUUCUUAAUACCACGUAAUCUGCUUUUUUUUUUUUUUUUUUUUUUUUUUUGGUAAUUAUUGGUAUAAUUUAUGUACUCCGUAAUCGUUAAUUGACUUUUUGUUUUUUGGAUACUUGUGUGAUUUAUGAUUGUAAAUAAAUGGGUAAAGAGAUUGUGUUGUUAGACU
This is a messenger RNA of Chenopodium quinoa (quinoa), 656 nucleotides long. RefSeq lists its product as uncharacterized. The record is from RefSeq and is a predicted model, not a curated record. The transcript has a single exon. Bases 112 to 498 code for a protein of 128 amino acids. Lineage: Eukaryota; Viridiplantae; Streptophyta; Magnoliopsida; Caryophyllales; Amaranthaceae.